CACAGAGUGAAUCUGUGAGGGGGCUGACCCAAGAUGUGGCAUUCUGUAGCUGUAACAUGUUUGAUCCAUGGAAUUGUUUUGGUGCAAGGACUCUCUGACAGCAGGUCAAAUGACAAUGCUGAAAUGUAUAUGAAUAUUAGUGAAAUAAUUCAAUACAGGGGAUACCCCAGUGAGGAGUAUGAUGUUGUGACAGCAGACGGCUCUAUCUUCAGUGUUAACAGAAUUCCUCAUGGGAAAGUAAAUGCUGACAACGCAGGUCCGAAGCCUGUUGUGUUUCUGCAGCAUGGUUUACUUGCAGAUGGUUCCAGUUGGAUCAUUAAUAUGGCCACGAACAGCCUGGGCUUCAUUCUAGCAGAUGCUGGCUAUGAUGUUUGGAUAGGAAAUAGCAGAGGGAACACUUGGUCCAGACGACAUGUAAACCUUUCAGUGCACCAAGAGGAAUUCUGGGCUUUCAGCUAUGAUGAAAUGGCUAAAUAUGACCAUCCAGCAGUGAUAGAUGUUAUUGUGCAGAAAACUGGACAAGAGAAACUGUAUUAUGUUGGACAUUCGGAAGGCACCACGACAGGUUUAGAAUUGUAUAGUAGCUGCCAUGUAGUAAAAUAA
Mauremys reevesii (Reeves's turtle) is the source of this 603-nucleotide messenger RNA. Its product is annotated as lipase member N-like. Lineage: Eukaryota; Metazoa; Chordata; Testudines; Geoemydidae. The coding region runs from base 34 to 603 and encodes 189 amino acids. Gene Ontology annotation, biological process: lipid metabolic process. The record is from RefSeq and is a predicted model, not a curated record. The transcript has 6 exons.